GGGCGCGGCUGCGGCCCGACGGGGCUGCUUUUCCACGUGGCCGUUGGUUGCCUUGACCUGACGUGGCUUUUGCUGCGCGCCCAGUCGUUUAGAAUGGCACGCCUGUGAAUUCUUUUAAAGCGUUAGAUUUUGAGAAAAAGCCACUAGAACAGAUGUAGUGGCUUAUGUUGAAGUGUGGUCAGCCAAUGGAACAGAAAAUUAUUCGAAGACAUUUACAAACCAACUUGUUGAGAUGGGGGCAAAGGUGUCAAAAACUUUUAACAAACAAGUAACUCAUGUCGUGUUCAAGGAUGGGUACCCGCGCACCUGGGAGAAGGCUCGGGAGAGAGGCGUGAAGCUCGUUUCUGUGCUCUGGGUUGAAAAGUGCAGGACCGCUGGGGCACACGUCGACGAGGCCCUGUUCCCUGCUGCAAACACUCAUGAACACCUGCCGUGCCUCAUUAAAAAGAAACAUAGGUGUAUGCAGCCCAAAGACUUUAUUCCCAAAACACCGGAAAACAAUAAGAGGCUUCAAAAGAAAUUUGAGAAAAUGGCUAAUGAGCUACAAAGGCAGAAAACAACUCUAGAUCAGGACGUCCCUGUUCUCUUGUUUGAGUCCAGUGGCUCAUUGGUGUACAGCCCCAUACUUUCCAUGUACCAGGGUCAUCACAGUGCCAUGGAGAAGAGGCUGCAGGAGAUGAAGGAGAAGCGGGAAAACCUCUCCCCUACCUCUUCCCAAAUGGUUGAAAAGUCUUGUGAAAACCCAGCUCGCUCUUUCUGUGAAGCAUCUCUGGACAUAUCACAUGAUACUUCCUGCUCAGGGGACUCCUUUGCUGGUUGUCUGCAGUUAUCUUUUGAUGAUCCUUGUGGAAACUCAGGAUAUGGGAAUCAGGAAAGGGAAUCAGGAGGAUGCGUCGGUGACAUUAAAAGUGAUGUGUGUGUUUCUUCACCUGCAUUGAAAACAAGCAGUAUUCACUCACUAGCAUCUCCCAGGUACCUCAGCCACUCAACUCCUCGGAAACCUGUGAGCCAACCUUCAGAGGAGGAAGGAAAUGGGCAGAGAGGUCCUGGAGGUGACGUGGCCACCACUCCUGGCAAGAAGCCAUCCAAGGGAAUAUCAGAGAUGUUUGACGCGAAGUGCAGUCUGUCGCCUGCAGCCGAAGACCACCUUGUGGGACAUUCACAGCCCAAGAGCUCCUCAGUGAGGAGAAAGAGAAGGUCAGAGCAGCUGCGUUCACCUCCAGACGACAGGCUCGGGAAGAAAAGGUGCAGCAGGAAGGCCACUGUGCCAAGGAUGCAGCUGUUUCAGCCAGAAGGUGGCCUGUGGGCUGUGGCCAGCUCUGCUGUCGAGACCCCUCACUGUGGGGGGUCCUCGUAUGACGAUUACUUUUCACCCGACAAUCUCAAGGAAAGGAGCUCAGAGAACCUUCCUCCUGGGCCUCAGUCACCUUCCCGCCCUGCUCAGUUAGGCUACAGAGUUGGUCUUUCCAGGAGGGAGAGGACGGACAUCUUAGAAAGGUCCGACUUCUCCCGCAUUGGUAAAAACCCCAGGUCAGUGGACACUGCCCAUGUAACAGCAAACACUAGCUCGGGUCUUCAGGAACCCAGAAAUGAUGAGUCAUGUGCACCUCUGGGUGGUGUGACUUCUAGGAAAACACCUGCUGCUGAGGAAGCUCCAGGGUGCUAUGGACAGGCUGAUGCUCGGAGAAGGGGAGACGGGUGCUGGGAGGGAAAUGACUUUUCUUGUCCCGACCAUGAACUCGCACGUGGAAAAGAACAGGCAGGGAGAGGGCACCAGGGUGGUCUCACUCCAAGCAAUAAAGAAAUGACGGAAUUGGACGCGGCAGGCAAGCAGCAAGAGGACACCACCUCUAGAAUGCUGAAUUUCUCGCAAGGUUCUAAAAAUGGACGGACGAGGCGAGAUUUUCUGGAAGGCUCAUGGGGAGGCUCCAAGGACCCCGUCAAACCUGAGGCAUCAAAGAAGAGCUGGAAAGACCGGAAGCCAACAAGAACACUGGUCAUGACAAGCAUGUCCUCUGAGAAGCAGAGCAUCGUCACCCGGGUUGUGGCCAAACUGAAAGGCUUCUCUUUAGCCCGGGAAGUGUGUGAGAGCACCACCCACGUGCUGGCUGGGAAGGCGCUGCGCACCCUCAACGUGCUGCUGGGCCUGGCGCGCGGCUGCUGGGUCCUGUCCUACGAGUGGGUGCUGUGGUCUUUGGAAAUGGGUCAUUGGAUAUCUGAGGAACCGUUCGAACUUUCCGACUCCUUCCCUGCGGCUCCCCUCUGCCGCCGGGAGCGCCACCUGUCCGCCGGGCAGUACCAGGGCACCCUGUUCACCGGUCAGCCCACGAUGUUCAUCUCGCCCGCCAGCGACCCCCCCAGGGCCAAGCUAUGGGAGCUGGUCCUCCUGUGUGGGGGCCGGGUCACGGGUGUCCCUCGACAGGCCAGCGUCUUCAUCGGGCCCUGCCACGGAAGGAGGAAGGAGAGCGUCAUGUACUUGUCGGAGAAGUGGAUCCUAGAUUCGGUCACUCAGCAUGGGAUCUGCGCCCGUGAGAACUACCUGCUGCCGCAAUGACGAGAUGUCACUCGAGAUGUCGCCUGCAGGCAGCUCGUGACACUGUCCUUGGGGCUCAGCCAGACAGAACCAGGGAGCCGGAACCGCCCAGAGGAUGCCCUUCUGUGGCACCACAUGGGGCCUGGGUGCUGCAGCUACGCUCUGUAACCUCCAUGGUCUUUCUGAGACCGACGUGGUUCACAGAAGCCUGACUCGCCCUGUGGACAGGUUGUGUAUCUUAGGAAUGACCCUAAUUCAGAGGCCACAGAACCUUUAUCACUCAUCACUAAAUAAAGAGCAGGAAUUUGUUUAAAUUGUUUUGUUCCAGAGAACAAGCUAACCUCUAAGUCUCCUGGUUAGGCUCUAAGGUCUUUAUAACAUGUCAUGUGCUAGAGACAACGGACCCUGGCCAGUCAGUAAGUGCUGGUUAUGCCUUUAUGCCCCAGAGGCUCUUCUCAAAUUGACUAACAAGGAGUGUGUGCCCUGAGAACUAGUGCCACCAGGUGGGUGAGAAAUCCAGCCACACUGGCCGCCUUGACACUCACUGUCCCCAAGAGGAAGCUGGCGCGUGCUGACCAGUCACCGCCUAUGGACAGAAAUUCUCCAUCCCACCGAGUGUGAUGGCAUCAGGAAGAGGCCCUUCCUGCUGCUCCUUCUCCGUGGCCUGUCCCUCGUCUCGGCUGUGACUCCCACCUCGGAAUUAAAGGCCCUCAACAAUGUAGUGGAUCAACUCCUAGAAUAAACCUUCCAGAAAUGA
Molecule: messenger RNA, 3290 nt
Organism: Miniopterus natalensis
Lineage: Eukaryota; Metazoa; Chordata; Mammalia; Chiroptera; Miniopteridae
Gene: MCPH1
Product: microcephalin 1
Biological process (GO): mitotic cell cycle; cerebral cortex development
Source: RefSeq, a predicted model, not a curated record